Molecule: messenger RNA, 207 nt
Organism: Penicillium expansum
Lineage: Eukaryota; Fungi; Ascomycota; Eurotiomycetes; Eurotiales; Aspergillaceae
Exons: 1
Coding region: 1-207 (68 amino acids)
Source: RefSeq, a predicted model, not a curated record
AUGCUGAUAUCAGUAGAACAAUCAGCAGAAGAGGCAGAAAAGACCGCGGCGGUAUCUGAACUUGUUCAGAAAACCCGAAGCUACAAAACAAACUCCACAAAAGUCGCGUUAGUAAUGUCAAAGACACGCUCAGAUGACUUGAGAUGGCUUCGUGAUUAUCUUCAAACACAGCAAGUAAAGCCCAUCGGUUGUAGGAAAUCAUACUAA